Molecule: messenger RNA, 687 nt
Organism: Tremella mesenterica DSM 1558
Lineage: Eukaryota; Fungi; Basidiomycota; Tremellomycetes; Tremellales; Tremellaceae
Exons: 5
Coding region: 81-497 (138 amino acids)
Cellular component (GO): nucleosome
Molecular function (GO): structural constituent of chromatin; protein heterodimerization activity; DNA binding
Source: RefSeq, a predicted model, not a curated record
GUCUCUUUCUCACUCUUUCGUUCUUGUGGCUGCAACUUAUACCUUCAAUCUAUAACAUCUCUCACUCUCGCUUCAACGUCAUGUCGGCCAAAACCGUAGGUGGAAAAGGUGGGAAAUCCAAGACUUCAGCAGAGACCAAAGUCCUCACUACUCGAUCGUCAAAGGCUGGUUUACAGUUCCCUGUCGGUCGUGUGCACCGGUUUUUGAGAAACAAGAAUGCAAACCACGUCCGUGUAGGAGCUAAAGCGGCGGUUUACGUCGCUGCCAUUAUGGAGUACCUGACUGCAGAAGUUCUCGAACUUGCAGGUAACGCAGCCAAAGAUCUACGAGUCAAACGUAUCACUCCUCGUCAUUUACAACUCGCCAUUAGGGGAGACGAAGAGUUGGAUCUUUUGAUCAGAGCUACUAUCGCCGGUGGUGGUGUCAUGCCGUAUAUCCACAAAGCAUUGGUAACGAAGCCCUCCGCUCCGGUGAAAGCGGCCGUAAAGACUGCUUAGAUGGAGGUAGAGCGCGGAGAAGUAAGAGGUAUGGAUGUAGUAUGGUGAAAGAGAUCAGUGGUUAUUCGGGGUAUGGAGCAAGAGAUACCCACCUUUAUUUGUGAUUCCCUUAAAUGGUCAUCUUGUUAAGUUGUGUGAACGGAGCGUGCCGUAUUCGUCAUGCUAAUCUCUCGUAUCUUAUUCGUCCUAC